Diaporthe amygdali is the source of this 4344-nucleotide messenger RNA. RefSeq lists its product as uncharacterized. Lineage: Eukaryota; Fungi; Ascomycota; Sordariomycetes; Diaporthales; Diaporthaceae. Gene Ontology annotation, biological process: transmembrane transport. Gene Ontology annotation, molecular function: ATP binding; ATP hydrolysis activity; ABC-type transporter activity. The transcript is spliced from 6 exons. Gene Ontology annotation, cellular component: membrane. The record is from RefSeq and is a predicted model, not a curated record. Bases 1 to 4344 code for a protein of 1447 amino acids.
AUGGACGAAAAGGACAAAACUCGCAGUCCUGCCUUUUCCGAGCAGAGCGAGGGAAACAUCCCGAGCACAACAAACGACCUGAAACCCAGCGGACUUUCCGAGUGGCUCCUCGCAAGAAAAGACCAGCGGAUGCCCCAGAUUGAAGUGUCCUUCAGCAAACUCAACUGCUAUGGAUUCCUCACUUCGGCACAGUACCAGACGACAUUCCUCCCCAGCUUGACCAGGCUCUCCCAGAAAGUGCGACGUCAGCUACAGAGAGUCCAUAUUCUGGACGAUUUCGAAGGUUUGAUCCGGCCUGGAGAGAUGCUGCUGGUGCUCGGACGACCUGGCAGUGGAUGCUCGUCUUUUCUCAAGGUAUUGGCUGGCGAAACCCAUGGGUUGAGUCUGGACGCAGCCUCAAAAUGCAGCUACAGGUUCAAACAGUUUGACAAUAACCUCGUGCACGAGUCGAUAACACCAUCUCCAUGGACGCCGAUCUCGUACGAUCAGAUGCAUCGUGACUUCACAGGGGAGCGAAUAUACCUUGCUGAACUUGAUGUCCAUUUUCCCGAACUUAGUCUGGGUCAGACUCUGGGGUUCGCCGCUUCGACACGCCGGCGUUUGUGGACCGAUCCGAGUUGUGCCCAGGGGAGAACACAUUCAAGCAGUAGUCAGACCAUGGCCUCGCUGUUCAACCUGACAGAAGCGCUCGAGACCCCUAUGGGAGAUGCUAUAAUACGAGGCGUAAGCGGCGGGGAAAAGAGACGGACCAGUAUUGCUGAGGCAUACGUUGGCGGCGCACAACUGCAGUGCUGGGACAAUAGCACCCGCGGACUUGACAGUUCGACGGCCAAGCAAUUUAUCAAGCUACUGAGGAGUUCAACGGAUGUACUUCAGUCCACAGUUGCCAUGAGUCUCUAUCAGGCAUCUGAAAGCAUGUGCCAGUGCUUCGACAAAGUGAUGCUGCUUUACGAAGGCCGCGAGAUCUUCUUUGGGCCUGUGGGUCUCGCAGCAGAGUACUUUAUUGCCAUGGGUUUCGCCAGACCUAGUCGUGCAACCACGCCAGAUUUCUUGACUUCCCUGACAAACCCGGCAGAACGUGUCGCCCGCCCAGGUUUUCACGACCGGGUACCAAGAACAUCUGACGAAUUCGCGACGGCAUGGAAGCAGAGUGCAUUGGCCCAGUCACUUCGCGCCGAGGUCGAAGCGUCCAACUCGACGAUCUCUCCUUCGGACAGUCAGCAGUCGGCUACAAGCGGGGAGUCAAGCCUGGCCGGCAAAGUCAGUUUUCGGGAGUCAACGUUUCCUCUCCAAAUACACGAACAGGUCCUUAUCUGUCUCAAGAGAGCCUAUCAACGGCUUCGCAACGACUACGUCCCCAUCCUCUCAGCAAUCAUCGCAAAUUCGAUCCUUGGAAUCAUUGUUGGCAGUGUAUUCUACAAUUUAGGCGAGGGCACGAACGAUCUGAGACAGCGAUCCAUCCUCCUCUUUUUUGUCACGAUGCUCAACUCUUUCGUACCCGCUUUUGAAGUUGAUCUUAUGUGGGCACAGAGGCCGAUCGUUGAGAAGCAACAUCGCUAUGCGUUCUACCACCCCUUUGUCGAGCGGCUGGCCUCUAUGUUAUGCGACUUUCCUAGCAAACUCGCUCUGUCCUUCAUGCUCCACAUCCCGGUCUACUUUAUGACCAACCUCCGGAGGACUGCGUCAUCUUUCUUCACCUACUGGUGUUUCAUGUUGGUGAAUCUCAUCACCAUGGCAAUGCUCUUCCGUAUGAUCGGGACAAUUUCAAAGUCUCGGAACGGAACCAUGACACCAGUCUCGAUCUUAACAGUUCUCUGCGUUCUAUAUGCCGGCUAUGUUGUUCCUCCUCCUUACAUGGUUCCGUGGCUCGGUUGGUUUCGCUUCAUCAACCCAGUCGCUUAUACCUACGAAAGCCUCAUGAUUAAUGAGUUCAGCGAUCGUCAAUUUCCGUGUUCCAAUACAGUCCCCGACGGGCCGGAGUACAGCAACAUCAAUCAAAGUCUGAAGCUGUGCCCGGAGAUUGGUAGGAUGGCGGAGUCGGGGAGUGUGGACGGCAGCGCGCAUAUCGCACUGCAAUACGGAUACUCCCAUGAUCAUUUAUGGAGGAAUAUCGGAAUCCUUCUCGCCAUGAUGGUUGUCUUCUGCGUUAUACAUCUGCUGGCCGCCGAAUACAUACCUGCUGAGCGGUCCCGGGGUGAGGUCCUCGUCUUCAAGCGCAGCGUGGCUCCAAAACUUCACAGGACAAAAGCAGCUCGAGAUGAUGAGACAGGGGAAGUCCCUACUCUCGCUCAAGAUGUCCUAGUCCGCGGUCUCAUGGGUGGCGACAAACCUCCUGGGGCAUCGGAGCCUGCAAUUGUUGUCGACGCCGGUAAGCACGCAUCUGUGUUUCACUGGAGUGGAGUCACAUACGAUGUCAAGACCUCUGGUGGCUCCCGAACAAUUCUGAAGGGCAUCGAAGGAUGGCUCAAGCCAGGGACUUUCACGGUACUCAUGGGCGCCACUGGAGCAGGUAAGACGACGCUGCUCGAUGUCUUGGCGGACCAGACUUCGGCCGGCAAGGUAGGUGGCGAUGUCUUUAUCGACGAUCAGCCGCGGGAAUCCACUGAGAACUUCCGGCGGAGGAUGGGCUACGUGCAACAAAACGAUAUUCAUGUGUCAAGUUCGACUGUGCGUGAAGCAUUACAAUUCAGCUCCUUGCUGCGACAGCCGAGAACGAAAUCAGAAGAAGACAAGUUGGCAUAUGUUGAGACAGUUCUAGAGAUGCUAGAUAUGGAAGCCUACGCCGAUGCUAUUGUUGGAGUCAUGGGCGAAGGAUUGAAUGUGGAACAGCGAAAACGUCUCUCCAUUGCCAUAGAGAUGGUUGCCAUGCCCGAUCUUGUUUUGUUCCUUGACGAGCCAACCUCGGGACUCGACAGCCAGACAGCCUGGUCAAUCUGUACGCUAUUGCGGAAGCUGGUGAACAACAACUACACUAUUCUUUGCACGAUUCAUCAGCCCUCUGCCCAGCUAUUCAACCUGUUCGAUAGAGUCCUCUUGCUAAAGGACGGCGCUACAGUCUAUUUCGGCGACAUUGGCCAGGACGCUAACGUGUUGAUGACUUAUUUUGAAAGUAAGGGUGCUCAGGAGUGUCUCCCAGACCAGAACCCAGCUGAGUGGAUGUUGCACAUAACAAGAGGCCAGUCUGCGACAGCUUCUGACACCGAAACUUGGUCCACAAAGUGGCAAAACAGCCAGGAAAGACACAACGUCACACAACAGCUCGAGGGCCUCAAAGCAAAACGGAACCCAUCCACAUGCCCAGAAAAGGAGAAUGGCCCGGGACUUGACGAGGGGGAGUUUGCAGUGCCUAUUUUCAAGCAGAUAUCAUUGGUUUCGAAGCGUUUCUUCCAGGAUCAAUGGAGGGACCCCGUUUACUUGUACACAAAAACAGCAAUGUGCACCGGCCUGAGCCUCGUCAAUGGCAUCUCAUUCUACAACGCCAAGCAUGACAUACAGGGACUGACAAAUCUCCUAUUCUCCAUAUUCCUAAUCUCACAGCUCUUCAGCGCCCUGAGUCUGCUAAUUCUCCCACGGUUUGUCCGGGGACGUGACGUGUUCGAAGCCCGAGAGCGCAACUCAAAGACAUAUUCGUGGAUGGCUUUCGUUACAGCAAACAUAGUCGUCGAAGCCACCUGGCUGACCCUCAUUUCAGUCUUUCUAUUUGUCUGCUGGUAUUAUCCUACGGGUAUGCAGCGGAACGGAAGUGCGCACUUCGGCACCGCUGAGCGCGGUGGCCUCGUUUUCUUGCUAAUAUGGCUGUUCUGCCUUUGGGCUAGCACACUGUCUCAAGCGUUCGCCGCGGGGAUCAGUGGCCCAGAGACGGCUAUCCAGAUAGCCACUCUCUGUUUCUGGCUGAGCCUUGUUUUUUGCGGGAUUCUCGUCUCUCCUACUGGGCUUCCAGGAUUCUGGAUCUUCAUGUACCGUGUAUCUCCCCUGACCUAUGUUCUGGAGGGUCUCGCUAUUGCCGGAAUAUCUGACACGAGGGCUGCGUGCUCUGCCAUCGAGAUGCUGCCCAUUAUACUCCCUACUGAUGCAGCGACAUGCGGAGAGUACCUGAAAGCCUACAUUCUCGUUGCAGGCGGCUACGUUUCCAAUGGGGGUGACACCAGCGGACACUGCCAGUACUGUCCAGUCUCGGACGCAAACAUAGUACUUCGAAGUUUGGGCAUGGGCACUGAUAAACAGAGAGCAUGGCGCGAUGUAGGAGUAAUGGCUGCCUAUGUCUUGUUCAACACGGUGGCGAUCUUUGUUAUUUAUUGGCUGGCGAGAGUUCCUCGAAGGAGCAAGCGAGAAAAGCGGUCAUGA